Molecule: messenger RNA, 1182 nt
Organism: Manis javanica (Malayan pangolin)
Lineage: Eukaryota; Metazoa; Chordata; Mammalia; Pholidota; Manidae
Source: RefSeq, a predicted model, not a curated record
GAAACGUAUAUGGAACUCAGGUUUAAGUGUCCGUAAAUAUGGUUUAUCGGCAUACAGCACCGCCCACUCGGUCGCUGGCAUCUAUAAUGACUUGUUACGUACAAACGGCAGAGUUGAGGGGCUAUGACGGAGCCCGUGCCCAGCAAAGCUUAAAAUAUUUACUGCCCGCCUUUGAGAAGGGGUGGGCAGCCCCUGCACUGAAGCGCCGUUUCCCAGCCCCCCCGGGGUUCAGGGCGCACUGGUGCGGCCCCUCCGCCGAGCCCCGCUCGCUCGGUUCUUUGGUGGUUUUCAGAAGCGGAGUCAACUCUGGGAGCCUGGUCCCCGCAGGGCAGGGCUGGGCAGCGCAGGGACCCCGGAGCUGCCCCUGCCCGGGGAGGGGGCCUCUGGCAGAGGCUGGGGGUCCCGGCUCACCGCAGAUUCGGGGUCGGGCCGCGCUGCCACAUUUAUCCAACCCACAGACCAAGGUCCCUCCAUCUGGCCUUUCCAUCCCCAGCCCAGGCGGGAGUCCCGCCUCCCUCUCUGGGUGCCUCCGGGCCCCCGUGCGACGGCCCCGAUCUCCCCAGCCUCUGCUCCACGCCGCGGAGGAUCCGGUGGGAAGCAUCCAGAGGCCCAGGCACAGGGGCGAUGGCCCGGGGGUCCCGGCUGACAGAGGCCGAAUGGCCCAGCACUGCCCGCUGCUCAGGGGUAACCCCUCCACGACCCCCAACGCUUGGCACCCUCAGCUGCCAAGUGGUCGCCCUUGUAACAGGCGCAGCGCCAGCAGUGUUGGAAUUCGUUUUUCUCUAGUUCGGAACUUCUCUCCCUGAGAUUCCCUCUCCCCUCCCAUUUCUCCCUUGCUCUGUUCUUAUUUGGGGGGAAUCUCCUGUUUGCUGUCCAUCGUCACUUGUUGGUUUGAGAUACCGCAAAUGUCUUCUCACUGAGGAUUUGGCGUGGGGUGCCUUUGGCCGAACAGAAACCCCAUUAUAAUCAAUUGCAAAGUCCUUCCGAAUGACUGUUCCUGGUUCCUAAUAACUGUUUGCAUUAUUUAUCAAAUGCAAAGUCCAGUCCUAAUGACUGUUUCUGGUGUUCAUCCCUUCCCUUCUCCUCAGUCACAACCAGAAUCAACCAUACAUCUAUUAAGUCACAGUUUUGCCAUCAGGGGCACAUGCUGAGUGGGGCACUACCUUGAACCAGCUUUAUCUU